Molecule: messenger RNA, 1844 nt
Organism: Hipposideros armiger (great roundleaf bat)
Lineage: Eukaryota; Metazoa; Chordata; Mammalia; Chiroptera; Hipposideridae
Product: dual oxidase 2-like
Exons: 4
Coding region: 61-672 (203 amino acids)
Biological process (GO): defense response; superoxide anion generation
Cellular component (GO): NADPH oxidase complex; plasma membrane
Molecular function (GO): superoxide-generating NAD(P)H oxidase activity
Source: RefSeq, a predicted model, not a curated record
UUGCCCUCGCUCUAUACAUCUACCUGCCUUUCCUUGCCUCCCAUUUCUGGCUUCAGAGCUAUGGUGGUAGCCGAGCUUAACUCAAACCCACUCCCCUCCCUACAGCUGUACCUUGACGGACCAUUUGGAGAGGGCCACCAGGAGUGGCAUAAGUUUGAGGUGUCCGUGCUGGUGGGAGGGGGCAUUGGGGUCACCCCCUUUGCCUCCAUCCUCAAAGACCUAGUCUUCAAGUCCUCCUUAGGCAGCCAAAUGCAGUGUAAAAAGAUCUACUUCAUCUGGGUGACACGGACCCAGAGGCAGUUCGAGUGGCUGGCUGACAUCAUCCGGGAGGUGGAGGAGAAUGACCAACAGGACCUGGUGUCUGUGCACAUCUACAUUACCCAGCUGGCUGAGAAGUUCGACCUCAGGACUACCAUGCUGUACAUCUGUGAGCGGCACUUCCAGAAGGUGCUGAAUCGGAGUCUGUUCACGGGGCUGCGCUCCAUCACCCACUUUGGCCGACCCCCCUUUGAGCCCUUUUUCAACUCCCUACAGGAGGUUCACCCAAAGGUACGGAAGUUUGGGGUAUUCAGCUGCGGCCCUCCAGGAAUGACCAAGAAUGUAGAGAAGGCUUGUCAACUCAUCAACAGGCAGGACCAGGCCCACUUUGUGCACCACUACGAGAACUUCUGAGCCCACCCUCCCUGGUUCCUGCAUCCCCUCUGUGAAGCAGCCCUGCCAGCAGUUUCUCAGUCAGAAUCCACUCAGGUGGAGAGCUAGACGAGCCUCUCCCUCAUUGCCCCAUAUGUCCCGUGCUCUGAGAAGGUAGAGAAGACCCUUCCAGCUCAAGUUACUGCAGGUUGUGACAGACCAAGUGGGAAGGGGACAGCCCCUGCCUUGUGACAAUUGUGAAGGUGAAGAGAUACAAUAGCACUUGCCUCUGAUAGGUCCCCAUGUCUGUUUCAGUACCACAAAAUUGAUGUAUUGCUUUGAUAUUUUCUUGUCUUUGGCAUUUGAGGGAGGGUGGGGUAGGGAUACCUGAUGUGAAGAGAAGGCUGAGUGAGGAUUUCCUCAGAGCCUGGCUCAGUUGUGAUGCUUAGAACCUGGACAGUCCAACUGCCUCAAUUCAGUCCAUGAGGCCUUUUCCCUCCAGCUCCACCCACACCUCUUUCUGGUCCUAGAGGGUCAGGAAUCCUGAGGAAGAACCUGGGAACAAAGAUGUUUCCUCAGCCCUGAUGUUCCUGGUGUCAGCCAGUAAUGCCCGCUGUCCUGACCUCUUGGUGGGCCCUCUGAGCCCACUGGAGCAGUCCUGGGACUUUGGGACCAAGGGAGUCCAGUCUGUCUGCCAGACGUCCAAAACUCCCUCAGUUCCCCACUUGUACAACAUUUGAGUGACCAGCUGUCCUGGUUUGCCCAGGACUCUUCCAGUUUUAGCACUGAAAGUCUCUUGUCCUAGGAAACCUCUCAGUCCCAGGCAAAUCAGGACAGUUGGUCACCUUACCCAGGAGCCAACUUGGGAUGUCACCUCCCUACUUGUCUUUUUAAGACCCUUCUUUGUCCUUCGUUAACUGGCUCUUUCCUAAAAAGCUGAGCUUUAAAUUUUUUUAGAUUUAGGUAUAAUUUGCACACAACAAAAUGUAUAAAUCUUAAAGUUACCAUUUGUAUGGGUUGCCAUUACAUUUCCAUCACCCCAGAAACUUCUCUUGUACCCACCCCUCUCAGCCAGUCUCCCUCGGCCCCUAGAGACAACCUCUGCUGUGAUUUGUGUCACUCCAGAUUAGUUUUGCUCCUACUGAAUGGACUCUUUUGAGACUGGCUUCUUUUGCACAGCGCAUUGUCUUCGUGAUUCAUCCAUGUUGUUGUAU